Messenger RNA from Gambusia affinis (western mosquitofish), 3112 nucleotides. RefSeq lists its product as uncharacterized. The record is from RefSeq and is a predicted model, not a curated record. The coding region runs from base 326 to 589 and encodes 87 amino acids. Lineage: Eukaryota; Metazoa; Chordata; Actinopteri; Cyprinodontiformes; Poeciliidae. The transcript has 2 exons.
CACACCUCCUCUGUUAUGAUGUGACAGCCCUCCUCCUCCUCCUCCUCCUCCUCCUCCUCCUCCUCCUCCUCCUCCUCCUCCUCCUCCUCCUCCUCCUCCUCCUCCUCCUCCUCCUCCUCUUCUCUCUCCAUCACUCCGUGCUUCGCCUCUCCUCUUCUUCCUCGGGGUUUCUUCCUCAGACCCAGCACCAUGUUUCUGACGUGAGGUCGGUCAGCCUGAGCGGUCGGUGUGUUUUUGGACCGGCUGGAUGCUGUGAGCGGCGGGAAGUCAGAGUCAGACUCGCAUCCUCCACUGAGUGCCUUUGUUUCGGAGCAGCAGCAGCAGCAUGGAUCUGUCCUUCAUGGCCGCGCAGAUCCCAGUCAUGACUGGGGCCUUCAUGGACUCCUCACCCAACGACGACUACAGCGGCGAGCAUUCGCUCUUCAACUCUUCGGCGAGCGUCAACGCGGCGGCCUCGGCCGCCUCGGUGCACGGCCAGCCGGAGGAGCAGCAGUCCAUGUCCAGCGACGCCAUCUGGCUGUGGAUCGCCAUCAUUGCGACUAUAGGGAACAUAGUGGUGGUGGGCAUCGUCUACGCCUGCACGUUCUGAUGGAGACGCUGCACCGACUCUGCAGUCACCCAGAUGGUUUUCAGAACCGAGGUUCUGCAGAACCAACAUCCUCCACGUCUGAACUGACCUUCCUCUGUUUCUCACCUGUUUUUUUUUCUUUUUUAGUUGUUUUAGAUCUGCUGAAGUUUCAGAGAUCAGUGACGUGUCGACUUCCAGCUUUCUGUGCUGAACAGGAAGGCUGGUUUUCUCUUUAACUGAAGAUGUUUAUGUUUUAGAAGAUGGUUAUUAACUUUAUGUUUCUUUCUCCCGCUAAUUAUUUUACUUAAAUGUCUUUUUGUGUGUUUUGUUCUGAACAGCAGCUUUCUAGUUACUACAAAAAGAUUAAAUUGGGUCCAAAUUCUGGUUAAAUCUUAAGCCUCCAUGAAACAACCAGAAAGCCUGUGGAAACGGGUCUGGACUGACCCAGGUGUGUCCAGCCUGAUGCUGGACCUCUGUGGGCCCUGAGCUUCUCCUCCUGAUGGAUCCGGUCGACCCGGUUCUACAGGAACCAAAACUCCAGCCUCUGCUCCACCUUCAGCUGCUGUGGUUCUGUUUGGUGUUCACAUAUGAAUUUGAACAGAACCAGAGUUCACUUCAACCAAACCAGACCGAGGUUUGGAGGACCAGAGGUCAGAGGUCAACUAACGUUCAUACCUCUCCAACCGGACUGGACUUUCUUCAUAAACGGACCGGAGUCGGGUCAAAGCGGACUGAACCGGGCUGGAAGGAGUCCAGGCUUAGAGGCUGAUCCAGAACAUCACUGGGUUCUGGAGGCUGAGCCAAUCAGGGCAGCAGGACGGUCAGGUUUCCAUGCCAACAGGACUGGAUCCAGCAGCAAGGCGACCAGCUGAUUUCUAACACAUCUGACCGAGAGGAGAGAAAAGUAACAACUGAAAAUCCAACAGAAAAUAUUUGUCCACUGCCAGCUGAAAUACAUCUGUCACUUCACAGCCACAACCAUUCAUAAAUAACUCUGGUUUUUAGUUCAGAUUUCCAGUUGUAGGCGAAAAAUAAUUAGAAGCAGAAGUAAAAGUAAAAUCUCUGAAACUAGUUUGUACUAAAUGAUGUUUGAAAUGUGAAGACACGUCCAGAAGUAACAAGGGAAAUGAGUUAGAGCGUAUCUAAGGUAAAACUGAAGUAAAACCAGAUGUUUAAGGAAAACAUUUCUCCAUUUCUUGGUUCAGACUUGUUGCAGUUUAAAUGUGUUUUUGAGGUUCACCUCUGACUUCACUGGACACUGACUGAGUAAAACUGGACCUGAGCAGUGAAUCCGUUUGGACAAACAGGUCAGCAAAAAGAGUGGAGGAUCAUCAACACAAACGUCAGACCCCAUCCAUCACAACAUUUAGAUUUGGAACAGAAACGUUUUAUUCAGCAGUGAAACUCUGCAGAUCCUUCAGAUUUCCUGUUUUACUGCUGCAGCUGCAGGAGGCCCAGCAUAAAGUUUCUGUUGAAGCGAUUAUUGUUAUUAUUUAGAAGAAAAUGAUUCAGAAAAGUGAAUGGCACCACAUGUGGUCCGGAAAUGCAAUAAUCAGAAAUAUCUCUGACCCGUCGUGUAAUAAGUGAAGCAGCAGUGAAUCCCAACGUUUCUCUGUCUCAACUCAAACAUGUCAACCAGAAACUCCAGCAUUAAUCUGCAGGCGGAGGCGAACGCUGCUUCUCUCAGAGGAACUGUAACAAUCUGAAGAACAUCUGAGCUGUGAGGGUUGAAUCUUUGUUUUCUGGAGUUUGUACUUAGCUUAAAGCAGAAGCUGCCGGGUCCAACGGCAGGGGAAGUUUUCUGUUCAUCCUGCUGAUCGUCUCACAUCAUCUGAUUCUGGUUCCACAUGGUAGCUGUUUGACCAACGUCUCCAUCAUAUAGAGAUAUAAGCUCAUUGUGGAAACACUGUACUUGUUCAAAUAUUCAUUUACAGGAAAUGCCCUGGAUUACUGUAUCUGUUAUAUAAUGUAAAGACAAUUUAUAGAAAUGUGUCUAUAAUAAAGUGUUAAAUAUCUCAGUACUUUUACAUGUUUAAAGAGAGACUUUUGAAUCUGGUUAUUUUUAUUAAAUGGUUGUGGUAGAAAUAUUUAGACUGUAAACCACAAACAUGAUGCUCUUUUUGUAAAGAUGCAAUGCUACUAAUAAAGUUUCUGUAUUAAUGUAAACAGGAUUUCCUGGUUUAUUAAAGGAAAGUUUUAGAUAUUUAAGUUUUAGACAUGAAAUCAUUGGUUAGCAGAUGAACACAGUCAGAAUCUCAGGCAGGUUUGACCCGUUGCUGCUCAGACGACCUUGACCUGAAGGUCAAACCCAUCCUGCUGGGCAAUGAGACACAUCCUGUGUUGCCUUCACUGACUGGAUAGAUAUACGGUUUUUCAGUUUCAAACCGGUGGGUCACCACUUGGAGCUGAAAACUGGCUGGUAGUUUCUGCACCAACAGCUGAAGCUCUGUUUGCUCCUCACUGUGCUUCCUCACCCUCCUCUUCCUCACUGCUCCUUUGGUCCCUGUUUUCCUUGCCUGGUCUGUCCGUUGGUGGACAUCUGUA